AUGGCCCAUUCUCAAUAUCCGUUUCUCCUCAAACAUCAAUUUCUCGAGUGGAUCGAUAAUUGGAGAAAUGACAGAACUUCCUUACCUCCGGAAAUGGGGUGGAAGACCUUUAUCGUGUACAUGGUUUAUGCCAUCGCCUUUCUUAUGACAAAGGCUCGAGUUAAUGGGAGAGAAAGAGCUGAGGCACUGUACUCUCUGGCAACCUCAAAAUAUCUUUCUUAUCUAGUUUCAGCACCCGAUCCCGUCAUUCGAGCACAAGGCCUCCUCCUAUUAACCAUCUACGCUCUCCACAUGCCAUUUCAAGAAAAUAUUAUUUUCCUUUCGUCCUGGACCAUGAGAUUCUGCAUCAUGUCGCAACUACACCUGGCAGAAACUGAGCCUCAGCCUACCGAUGCCGACGCCUUAUUGCAGAUCCAGCAUCGCCGGAAGAUUUUUUGGUGUGCCUACGCGAUUGAUCGAGCAGUUUGCAGCUCGUUUGAUUUUCCGACCUCGAUUCCAGACAAUCACAUAACAGUUGCUAUCUUCGAGAAUGUCGACGAUGAUCUACUCCUCGAGGUAGCCUCUUCGACACAGCCGGGUACUCCUCUGCGCGGAUACUCUGGCUACACCAAUCUGUCAACGGCUCUCCACGUCUUAGUAGGCCGCCAGCUCGAGUCUGAAAUUCAGAACACAGUGCUCGACAAGACUUAUGUGCCACACUCCGAUGUGACGUUCACAUGGCGCAUCAAACUCAUGGAGAAGCUCAAGGAAUGGAACAAAGGAUUGGAGCUGUCGUGCAAGCCCACCCAACGGGGAUAUGUGAGCCCCGGAUGGCUCACGAUGAUUUACUACUACAACAUUGUGAUGCUUUUCAGACCGACGAGGCGAACAGCCCACGGCAUCUCAGGUGAUUGGUCUGUGCAGGCUUGUUGUCACUCGUUGGUUCUGUUCCGGAGGUUCCAGAUGGCAAGAGAGAUUGCCCAGCCGUGGUUAGGGCUUCUUACGCAAUUUCAAAUCGGAGUCACCUUACUCUACUGCUUCUUUGCAACCCCACCCUCACGGUGGAAGGACUCGUACACGUCGCCCGACGUCUCUGACGCUAUCCGGGCCUGCUCUAGCACCUUGGCCAUCCUCGCAGAACGUUGGGCCGAGGCCGAAUGCAUACGAGACACGUUUGAGCUCCUGGCAGGUGAAAUACCCAUCGGUUUGACAUGGGAGAGACCCGCCAUGAUCAGCGCAGCCUCUAGGAAUGGGAUCGAAGAACAUUGGGCCGGCUUGAGCAAGGUAGUCAUCCACCAACCCACACUGAGGAUGAUUCGAGAGAUGGCGACGGAGCCUUUGGUGGCUGAUUUUGAGAUUCCUUCCGAGUUUGAACAUGAUAAUUCCGUGACUGUCGAUAUCAUGAAUUCGUUGGAAGGUGUCACGCCUCCCAUGACAGAGGAGAUGCAUCGCCAGUGGAUGGGAGAUCUUCAAGGCGGGUUAGGGGAGGGCUUCGACCCAGCACCAGAUCUGGACUUUUCAAAUAGGAUAUAUUUCAGCUUGUAG
Messenger RNA from Clonostachys rhizophaga, 1524 nucleotides. The record is from the annotation of a GenBank genome assembly. NCBI's taxonomy places the organism in Eukaryota, Fungi, Ascomycota, Sordariomycetes, Hypocreales, Bionectriaceae.